AUGAGCGCCGUGCAUUGCCUCAUCGAUGACGAGGGUCACUACAUCAAGGCUCAUACAAUCCUCGCAACUGGUGAUGCAGCAGUGGUUGUCCAGCGAGGCGACGUGGCAAUCAAAAUGGCGAUUGUGUAUAAGAAUUACACGCUGGAGAUGGUGGAAGGAAAUCGCCACAGGAUUCGACGGGAGCAAGAGGUCUGGCGGCGCAUUCAGCCCAACUUCGAUACCCCAGUGGAAGGUAUCGUCCGUUGUCUCGAUCUUCCUGGGGACACCAUCGAGCUGAGGUACAUGCCCGGAGGUACACUUUCAAAGUGGCUGAAGCACCGAGCGCGGCCCAGCAUAGAGCUUCAGAAGCGUUGGUUCCGCCAGCUUACCAUCGGUCUCCACAAUCUUCAUCAACGUCGUAUCAUCCACAGUGAUAUCCUCAGCCGCAACAUUCUGCUAGAUGGUUCCUUGAACGUCGUGAUUGCUGAUCUCGGUGCCUCGACUAUUAUGCCCAUCGACACUGUUAUGGCGGAUGCAGUGGAUGAUUACAAUUGCUCCAUCUGGACGGAUCUUUGUCAACUAGGCCUCGUGUUCUAUGAGAUCGCCACUGGGAUACAAACCGGUAUCAGCCUAUAUAAUAGCAGUGACAGUAGCAAUUCGGUCGCUGCCUUUCCAUCUGGGGAUAUGCUCCCUUCCCUAGGCAAACGAAUCUGGGCCCGAGAUAUUAUCGAGACCUGCUGGAGGGAGGGCGGAUACGGGGCUGCAGGUGCGGCGGGGAUUCUGGCGAAGCUGGAUAAAAUGCAAGGCCUGCGCCGACGAUGA
Messenger RNA from Penicillium robsamsonii, 801 nucleotides. RefSeq lists its product as uncharacterized. Gene Ontology annotation, biological process: protein phosphorylation. The coding region runs from base 1 to 801 and encodes 266 amino acids. NCBI's taxonomy places the organism in Eukaryota, Fungi, Ascomycota, Eurotiomycetes, Eurotiales, Aspergillaceae. The record is from RefSeq and is a predicted model, not a curated record. The transcript has a single exon. Gene Ontology annotation, cellular component: cytoplasm. Gene Ontology annotation, molecular function: protein serine/threonine kinase activity; ATP binding.